CUUCCUGUGUGGGCGGAGUCACAUCUGUGCAACCCGCCACUUCCUGACGUCUGUUACCGCCAAACUUUAAACAACAAGGAGCCUCAACAACAUCCACAGCUGGAGCUCUCACCUCUCAUUCACAAGGAAGACCUAUUUUACGCACAGAAGACAUGUCUCCUACUCCUAAAAGACCCUGUCCGGAUUCAGUGGACGAGUCCAUGAACGUGUCUCUGAACGACUCUCUGGAGAAGAGGAUAAAGAGGAUAUCAGUGGAGGGAAAUAUCGCGGCGGGUAAAUCCACCUUUGUGCGCCUUUUGGAUCAGGAGAGCGCGGACUGGGAGGUGGUACCAGAGCCUGUCGCGAGGUGGUGCAAUGUCCAAACUAAAGGCAGCGACUUUGAGGAGCUGACCACUUCUCAGAGGAGUGGAGGGAACAUACUGCAGAUGAUGUACCAGAAACCGGAGAGGUGGGCCUACACCUUCCAGAGCUACGCCUGCAUCAGCCGAGUGCGCGCUCAGAUCAGAUCUGCAAACGGGAAGCUGAGAGAGGCGGAGAAUCCGGUUCAGUUCUUUGAGCGGUCCAUUUACAGUGACAGGUACAUCUUUGCAGCUAACCUUUACGAGAGCGAGUGUAUGAGUGAGACAGAAUGGUCUGUCUACCAGGACUGGCACGGCUGGCUGCACAACCAGUUCGGCAAGAACAUCGAGCUGGACGGUAUCAUCUACCUCAGAGCUUCACCUGAGAAAUGUUUAGAGCGGUUGCACAUCAGAGGCAGAGAAGAAGAGCAGGCCAUCCCUCUGGAGUAUCUGGAGAAGCUGCAUUUCAAACAUGAGAGCUGGCUGCAGCACAAAACCAUGACCACGGACUUUGAGUAUCUCAGCGAGGUGCCCAUCUUGACCAUAGAUGUGAGCGAGGACUUUAAUGCGAAUGGCACAAAGAGCGCUGACAUGAUCGAGAAGGUGAAAGAGUUCAUGAGCACAUUGUGAAGAUCUCUCAGUGAUGUCAAAUGUCAGCACCACAUCAGUGUCACAAGAAAGAAAAGAUCAUGAGUGACAGCUGCAGUAUUUUUUGAUUCAAUAAUUCAAGACCUCACCUUUGGUGUUUUUUUUAAACAUGUGUUGCCUUUUUUUUUCCACAAUUGUUUUAUAUUUAUGAUAUUUGUAUGUGCAAAUUAAAAUGUGUCCUUUUGGUAUUCACAAAUGACAUUAAACUUGAAUACUUUGCAUUAU
Notolabrus celidotus (New Zealand spotty) is the source of this 1211-nucleotide messenger RNA. It is a transcript of the gene dck, whose product is annotated as deoxycytidine kinase. The coding region runs from base 153 to 968 and encodes 271 amino acids. NCBI's taxonomy places the organism in Eukaryota, Metazoa, Chordata, Actinopteri, Labriformes, Labridae. Gene Ontology annotation, molecular function: ATP binding; deoxycytidine kinase activity. The transcript is spliced from 7 exons. The record is from RefSeq and is a predicted model, not a curated record. Gene Ontology annotation, biological process: nucleobase-containing compound metabolic process. Gene Ontology annotation, cellular component: mitochondrion; cytoplasm.